Pocillopora meandrina is the source of this 1023-nucleotide messenger RNA. Lineage: Eukaryota; Metazoa; Cnidaria; Anthozoa; Scleractinia; Pocilloporidae. The record is from the annotation of a GenBank genome assembly.
AUGUCGCUGUUACUUGGUGGAUCAUCCAGUGCGCUCAAUUCAAGUGGUGAAGACAGUAAUUCAAGCUUCCAGACAAAAUCUGAUCACGAGCGACCCGAGAUUCUCCCUCUAUCAUUAAUUCUACUUUUAUCCCUUGUGUGCCUGCUGGUUGUUAUAGUCAAUAGCUUCAUCAUCUUCUUACUUCACAAAAAGAGAACACUGCGAACUCUCCGCACCAACAUGUUCCUUGGAUCGCUGGCAAUUUCAGAUUUGUUGUCUGGUCUAGUAGGAAUUCCUCUUUUCGCUAUUUGUUUGGAUACAGAUAUUAUAGACGUUUGCGUGUCCUCUACAAUUUUCAUUCGAUUUACAGCCAUUUCCUCUGUCUGCCAUGUUCUACUAAUCGCAGUGGAUCGUUAUAUAUUUAUAGUUCGCUAUAUGGAAUACCAUGGUCUUGUAACGAAACGACGAGCACUCUUCGCCAUUGUUACUGUUUGGCUUUUUUCUUCGGUGGCUUCCGUCAUUCAGUUGUCUUGGUAUAUUUUUUAUCAAGUUGCUGUUACAGACUCCGAAAACAUCACAAAUGAAUUUAAUAAACACUACAGCCUAGCUUGUCUCGUAAUUUUCUUUGCUCUGCCUCUUUUGUCUAUGUGCAGCAUUUAUGGCCGCAUUUUCUACAUUUCAGUCAAGCGUAAAAACAGUCAUCAUAAAAUGAGUAACAUUGUUCAACAGCCUUGUCAACCUCAAAGUCAUGAAUGGCGGGGCCGUAGUGUGUUGGUAAUCGCGAUUGUGAUUUUCGCAAGCUGUUGGUUGCCGUAUUUCGUCGCGAUGCUGAACGACCACAUGAAUGAUUCUGAAAACACGACCAUGCAACUGCAUAUGCAGCGUCUGUUGGUAUUUGUAGGGCUUAUUCCUCCCAUAUCAAACCCAAUUUUGUGCACACUAGCUAAAAAGGAUUUUCGUCGAGCACUAAAAGAAUUAUUAUUGAGACGGAAAACGAAUAUGCCCGCUGCAGUUGUGGUACACCGUGAACAAAUAUGCUUAUAA